Molecule: messenger RNA, 7859 nt
Organism: Osmia lignaria (orchard mason bee)
Lineage: Eukaryota; Metazoa; Arthropoda; Insecta; Hymenoptera; Megachilidae
Gene: hh
Product: hedgehog signaling protein
Biological process (GO): intein-mediated protein splicing; protein autoprocessing; smoothened signaling pathway
Molecular function (GO): patched binding; calcium ion binding
Source: RefSeq, a predicted model, not a curated record
UAUAUUCCUUUAGAACGAUUCACACGGUUUCACCGUGUAUUCCGAAUCACGAAAAUAGCGUGCGCUCGUGACGCGGGGAUAAACUGUUAGGCUAGGGCGCGAUGAUUGGUCCCGGUCGGUCAAGCGUAUUUUCGCGCGUAAAAUGUAAAUGGCGCCGUUCUGUGUUCCCGAGGCUGGCCAGUUUCCACAUCUCGUAGGUGUGCGUCUGGUGGAGAAAGAUGGUAACGGAGGAAAAAGGGGGAAAGAGAGAAGGGAGGCAGGGUUCAAAGAGCCGACAGUGGUUAAAGAGCCUUCUUCCUCUCUCCACCUCGACACGCACAAGUAGAAGGCGCAACCUUUCGAGCUACCCAGAAGAGUAUCAUCCUUCUACCUUUCUCCCUUGCUCACUGUUGGCUCGCUGUUGCUCUCGGCACCUUAGGUUCUCCUUAUCCUGCUGGCAGAGCAAAUUUAUUUCACGUUCCUGCCUUUUCUGGACCUUUCACAAUAUUUGGCCGUGCUUUGGCAUCCAGCACCGGUCGCGGCCGGGUACUGGUCACCAGAAGAUACGGCUUUGAGCCCUCGGUGAUGGAUGGUUCGCUUCUCCAACCCGCCACGAAUUGCUGCUUCUACUCCGUUGCCCAUCUCCCUUUCUCUCUCCACUCUGCUAUCCUCUUUCUUUAUCCCCCGAUCGUUCGUCUCGUUCUCUCCACUCGCCCCUUCGGUGGAUCUUCCUUCAUCUACGGAGGAUGCUAGACCGCCGCUGCCGGGGUCCAGGGCCGGUCAGUUCUAAGGUGUAUACACGUGAAGUCCCUUGUCGAGAUCGGUCGAUCUACCUUGCGUCCAGAGUUUCGGCUCUUCUGGAUUUCGUCGUUCCUCCUCUGCAGCAUCGUUCGGUACUCUUCCAGUCAUCCGCGAGCAUCGAUACCGACGCGUAUACCCGGUGUCUCGAGUAUUUUCGUGAUCACGAGGAAGGAGAGGGACCGAUGUUCCUCGUUGAAUUGUUUCGUACGAAGAGAAAUGAAAGUUGAAACGGAUGAUGAUGAUGAUGAUGAAGAGAAUGAUCGGUCGAAGAAUGGUCCGUCUGUUGGGCUAUUGCAACAAGCCGUCCCUGAGUCCGAGGACCCGCAGCCCCGGCACCGUUCCACCGAGUUCGUGCAGGUAUAUAAAUUCUGGUGCUAUUAUUGGGGUUUGUGCCUUCUCACAGAGCCCUCUGGGGCCCGCGGCGGCCUCCUUUGAGCUACUCUUUCUACCUCUCUCCUUUUCUGCCUCGUCUCUCUUACGCCUCCACUGUUUCAACAGGCUCUCCCCUACCUUCAUCCUCGCUGUCUUAUCCUGCCACACUACCACCGUCUCCUUGUCUUUCCUGCUCCUUUCGCCUCCACCUCUUCCUCACCCUUUAACUCUCGCCCGUCCUCCCUUUUCCUCCCAUUCUCCACCUCGACGUGGAUCCUACACCGCCCCUGACUUGUUUGUUUUCCCUCGCGUCGUCUUCCGUUUGCUAAACGCACCUUAAAUUACGCGGCCGAUGAUAAAUAUUUGAGCCGUCCAUUACGCGAAAGGGCCACUCGGACCUCUGUCCGACCGGUGUUACCUUCUUCAGCCGACGUAGGUUCCACCGUUGGAUCGUGUUACUUUGUAAAAGGGACACCCUGGCCUGCGAUGCUGCUCCUUGAGGUGCAAUGGUGGCGUCGCGCGGCAUCCUAUCCCAUUGUUUUUUCAGAAAUAGAGGCAAUAGUUAUUGCAAUCAUUAGGACCCUAUAGAAACUUAACGGAUAUAGGGAUAUUGGGGUUUCUGUGAUAGGGAAUAUUUAAGAUUCACGUUUACUUUGAGGAUAAUUAGACUUUAAUUAAAGAAAAUUACAAACAGUAGCGUUACAAGUAACUAUAACUAUCGAAUGAUGCAAAUUGAUUCUUAUUUCCUUAAUUUAACGUAUUUUGCAAGUUUUGAGGUUAAGUUCCAUCAUGGCGGCCGACGGCACGGCAACGCCGCGCUAUUACUCGCACCUCGAAUUUUAUUUCCGCUACGAGCGAGCACAACCGCCACAAAAGUCCAAGUGCCUCGUAACAGGAUUAUGAAAUGUUCCGGAGUAGCGUUCCACGGAUGUUUACAGCUCGCAAAUACUCGUCGCCUUUUAUUACCGGCGAGUUUCAGCGAUUCUGGCAUCGGCGCUUCGUUAACGAGCGACGUUUUAUACUUUCUGUUCCGAUCGUAAUUCUCUGCCCUUCGUGUACCACGAUACGCGAAACUUAACCAUUGUUUUUCCACUUUCAAACUUUUCCUUUCUUUCGGGAAUCCUGUAGAUGUCGACGCGUGUUACGUACCAUCCGGAACGCUACUCGAAUUGUCAACACGGUUUGUUUGGCGAACGGUCUUUAUCUACGUGGGUUAGACUAAUCUCUAGUAUGGCUCUCGUCUUUGCCUCCGCUUGCUUGGUUAUUUUGAAAGCCGAUAUUGUUGCGCGUUCUUUAAUAUUGUAGCUAUUGAAGCUGUUCUUAAUGAAGGCAUUCGAGCACGUACUUAAUUUAAUCCUAUUCUUAUUACUUAACUCUUUGAGGCACGGAAUUUUAGACAAUAAAGAAACCCAUGUUGCAGAAAAAUUUUAUUCUUAUAAAAUUGAACAAAUUAAAAAAAACCAUUUAAUUAAUUAAUUAAUGGGUGGGAUAUAAACAUCUACAUCGUGGAUCUAUGAAUGGUAUUGAUUGAAAUAGGUGGAUACAAUUUUAAUAUUUCGAGGUGGUAUAAAAAUCACUCCACCACGUGUAUUUAGGUAUCGAAAAGAUUUUGAUAAAGUUGUAAUUUUGAAGUAUGAGAUCGUAUCGUGUAACAGUUGCGAUGUAUUACACAAAGUGUUAUUUCCUCGUAAAGAUAAGAACCUUCGUAUUCAGGUUGAAAAAAUAGAAGAAAAAUGCGGAACAUCUGUGAAUGACUUUCUCGUUUCAUUCAGUACCACUGUUACAUAAAUAUUAGCAAUCAAUGGAAACUGGAACGGUGAAACGAUCUUGUUCGCGCGAAGAAAGGCUUUUUCUCGUUUCAAGUACAAUGCGGCUCGCUGGCGGAAUUUCAAGGAGCCCCAUUUUGUUUAUACCAUGUAAAUUCAGACGUGUCAUUGAUAGAUUGCCGUUGGCCCACGGAGUGGGGGCGGCCGGGCCGCUUAUUCACAAAAGAUGUUUAUUAUCGGUAAACUCGGAACAGUUUGGUAGACAGUGGGCUCGUCCCUUCCCGCCUUGUCCUUCGGUAGACUUGGACUUUCGUAUCAGUUGGCUCAUAGCUGUGGCUGGUGACGUUUCAUCGCUUGCCACCGCUCGCGUCGCGUACCUCGCCUUCAAAUUUCUAACCACGCGCGUAUCUUUUAUUAUCGCGAUCGCGCCAGGUGUAGCAGUAUUACCUGGAUAAACGUAGCGCCACGGUUUAACCCCGAUAUCGCGUCGCGAGAAUCGGUCUGUAAGCUUUGCUCCAAUUCCUUACUCUAUAAGUGAUACCGUCGAGAGUUCGUUUUUAAAAAAGACAUCAGUGGGUUAGUGCUGCUAAAGGAUCAACCUGCGGAAGAUGGGGGAAGAAAGAUACAUAGUACCGUCGUCGCGUUUGAGGAGAAAUAGAGAAGGAGGCUCGAUGCAGCAGACACAGGGUAGGAAUGCGAGAAAAGCGGUAAUCGAGCAAAGGUGGAGCGAGGAGGAAUGGUAAAGAAGAGCGAAACUUGACGGGUAGCGAAGUCAAGGUGAACCCACCCCACGUUUCGACGCGUACAGGGUACUCGCGCGCUCGCCCCGGGGGUAGAGACGGUCAUUGAGAAUCUUGGCGCAACUCGGGCGACCGUGCUGGUACACUUGGAGUACCCACGAUCCGACGCGGGCAAAUCUUUCUUCGAGGGGAGAACCCGUGAGGCGAGGAACAAGGUAAAACGUUGUUACAACGACAACGAGGACAAGGAAAAGGACGAAGAGGAAGGAUGAAUCGAAGGCGCUAGGUGGGGAUCGGUGGGACAACGUAAAAGGAAGGAAGAAGGACAGUCUGUGCGGCAAAGAAGCCGAAGAAACGGAAAAGAUUGGAAAGAGAGGCGAGGAUAGAAAAGGGAAAGAGCGAAAGAGAGGGUACGACCUCGAUCAAACCGAAUCGAACGAGGAGAAAGCUAAAAAGGUUUUCGAAGCCUCUCCCUUCGCCCUCUGAAGUUAAGUUCUCUCUUUCCUCCCUGUCUGUUGCGAUACACCUGUCCUCGUUUACCUCGUGCACGCCCCGCCCCGACCAAUGGAGUGUCGAGAGGCCCGGUGACGUCAGUAAAGGUGAACCAGGAGGGCCAGUGUGGUGGUGGGGGGGGGGGGCAGGAUCAUCCACCACCACGUUCGGAGGCCGUGAGAGCUGCACGGGGGCCAGCAGCUUAGCUGGUAACCAGCACCAGCGGCCCGGCUGCCCGUUGGCCACCUUGGUGGGGGCAGGAAGAGGGGCACCCUGGACCCCGACCAGGCCAAAGGAACAACGCAGAGUACCCACACGAAACCCAUCCCGCAUUUCCCACCACUGACUCGUCCGGAAAACGUGCGCAACAGAGCUUCCGGACUGCUGCUCGGGCAUAUAUCGAGUUCAGUCAAGUGAGUCAGGUCGAUCGGGUGUUACAUCUCGAUAAAUAGUCGAUCAUUCAAAAUCCACGAUUCACAUACGGCGUAACAAAGUUCAGAUUCGAUCUUGGAGAACCGCGGUCCGGUGAAUCUUCGUUUCGAAGAGUGGGUGAAGCGUCUCGACGGUGUAUAUCUCGGUGAUGGUUCCCCUUUCGAUCUUUAAGCAUGUACGCGUCGAUGGAUGAAGCAUCGUAUCGGUAUAGAAAACUUGGUAUCGGUAUCCUGACGUAACGACACUGAUAAGUAGUAGCGAGGAAGGGAGGAUUGGGGGAGAAGGAGAUCUCCUUCGGAGAGUCGGAGUAGUGAUUAAAGGAAAAGGCGUGGAUCGUUUCGUGCCGAUUAACACACCGGUUGAUCCGCCGAUAUUUCUUAGCUUUCGCGGGUGGGUGGAUUAGACGCCAGCUACAACGAUCGCAACAACGGUGAUAAGAGUGCGCGAAGGGGGGGUGUGUGAUGCCCUGGUUAUGGUUAAGCGUGAGUGAGGUCAGUGGCAAGAGGAGGAGAAGAAGGACCGGCUGCUCGACGUCCGCGUCGCCGUCGUGGUCGUCGUCGUCGUGGUCGUCGACGUCGUCGUCAUCGUCGUCUAGGUCAUCGUCGUUCUGUCAGCCGUGGAGGAGGAGGAUAGCCGGCGGCGGUGGUGGUGGUGGUGGUGGUGAGAACUCGGUGGUACCGUCGACGUGCUCGACAACCGACGGGCUCAGCAAGGUCCGCGUACACGAGGAUCACCGACCAGUGACCAGCAGGCAGGGUCGUCCUCGAGUCAGAGCCACGUGAUUAUGGUGCACCAUCAUCAUCGUCGUCGCGGCCUUCAGGCGAGCCAUCACUGCGCGCUCAGGAGGCGAGGAACGACACCCUCGCUACUCCAGGUGUUCAUGCUGAUACUCUGUCUCUGGCUACCGGUGUUGGAUAAUAGUGGUCUCGUCUUGGCAUGCGGACCGGGCAGGGGUGGCGGGCGACGUCCGAUCCUACGGAAACUCACGCCGUUGGUGUUCAAGCAGCAUGUGCCGAAUGUCAGUGAAAACACGUUGCCAGCCAGCGGGCUUAGCGAGGGUCGAGUGUCCAGGCAUGAUUCCAGGUUCCGAGACCUGGUGCCCAACUACAAUGCCGACAUCAUCUUCAAGGAUGAGGAGGGCACUGGAGCGGAUCGACUGAUGACACAGAGGUGCAAAGAGAAGCUGAACACCCUCGCUAUCUCGGUAAUGAAUCAAUGGCCAGGGGUGAAGCUGCGGGUGACUGAGGGCUGGGACGAGGAAGGAAAACACGCAACGGAUUCGUUGCAUUACGAGGGACGUGCCGUCGACGUGACGACGAGCGAUCGGGAUCGCUCGAAAUACGGAAUGCUAGCCAGGCUCGCCGUCGAAGCUGGUUUCGAUUGGGUCUACUACGAGUCUAGGUCGCACAUCCAUUGUUCCGUGAAAUCUGAAUCCUCAUCAGCGGCGAAAUCCGGAGGAUGUUUCCCGGGCAGGAGUCUGGUGCGAACCCAGGGCGGAUCCACGAAGCGACUGGACCAGGUGCGACUAGGUGACCGCAUCGCCGCCCUCGAUUCCCACGGAGACAUCGUCUACAGCGAGGUGAUCGCGUUCCUGGAUCGCUCGCUCGCCGAGAGGAGACAGUUCGUCCAAUUAACCACGGAAUCGGGCCGGGUGUUGACCUUGACGCCUGCCCAUCUGGUACCAGUGGAGGGUAGAACAUCAACGUUCGCCGGAAGAGUGGAGCCGGGUGACAAGAUCCUGGUGAGGGAUCCAGCGGACGAGAACGAGGUCGAGCAUCGUCUACGAUGGGACAAAGUAGUCGACACUCGACUGGUCUUCGAAGAGGGCAUCUAUGCUCCUCUGACGACCGAGGGCACGGUAUUGGUCGACGACGUGGUCGCGUCCUGCUACGCCUACGUCGACAACCACGAAUUGGCCCACUUCGGUUUCCUUCCGUAUCGUGUCUGGUCUAGCGUGAAGUCCUUUUUCACUAGCAGGCUGAGCGUCGAGGACACCAGGUAUCCUGACGUCAGGCAAGACGCGAGGACGCCCGAGGAAGGCAUCCACUGGUACGCGUCCUUCUUGUACUGGCUGUCCUCCUACGUUACUCCUACCAGGAUGCUGUAUCAAUGAAACCUCUCACUGAUCGAGGAGGAUUCUUUAGUUUUCGUUGCGUGAAACGGACCGUGAAACGCGUCCAAAAAACGCCAGCCCCGUCACGUGGUCGCUUCGAGGGAGGCAGGGUGUCCUUGAAGAGGAGGAUGAGCUUGUAGAAGGAAACGUACUUAGACGUGCUAACUACAUAGUACUAGAAGACCAUCAGGUUUUGAUCUUGAAGAGACUGUUGUCGGAUCUUCGAGGAACGUACUCGAUGAGUUUGAGUAAAUCUUUGUGACGUUUGUUGGCCAGUGACCCAUCUCCGUUCACCGUGUGACGUGUAGUAUAUAUUAGGUACAUAGGACGAAUGGAAAUGAAGCUUUAGAAUUGUUUGAAAUUUUCUCACCCGGUAGCGUGUGUACAAUAAUUUCUUGUUCUUCUUCAUCGUUCUUUGACCAACGUGUCCGCGGACUGCGUUGUCUGAGAUGGAUCUGCGACGGAACCCGGUUAAAUGUGACUAAUUAAAAGGAUCGAUGGAAACGGAGGGCGGAAUGUACAGGAUGUUUAUGUAAUAGAGUUUAUUUAUGGAACAUUUUUAGUGUGAAGCGAUUUCGUUUUUUAUUAAUUGUAGUCCGGCGAAAUGCUUGAAAAGUAUUUCACGUUCAGCGUUUUUAUAUAUCGCGGAAUCUGAAGUUUGUCUUGAAAGAAUUUUCCCGUUUAAAUUGCAUGAAUGGCUUUUCCAGUUGAUGUAUUUUGGGAAAAUAUUUUGUCGGAAUGUUUACAGAUAAAUUGACGCGAGGAACACUUGCGUUUCCUCGGCUCGUUUUUAAACCGCAUUUGUAUCCCUUGCUGUAUUUAAUUCGUAGUCGAUUCUCCCCUCCCUUUGUAUAGUUGUCAUAGCGACAGAAUUUUUAUUUCGAUUGGAUUAUCACUGAUUAAUGAAUUAAGGUUGAUGACCUUCGCGCUAGAACGAUUGCUACAUUGACACCUAAGUUAUCCCUCCCCAGAAAUUGAUAUAUUAUAUAUUAUUAUAGUAAUUAUUAUUAUAUUAUUAAUAUUAUUAUUAUUAUAUUUUAUUAUAUUAUAUUAUUAUAUUAUUAUUUGUACGUAGCUCAAAAACAAAUUAUAAAUUAUGUAUAUAUAUGCCGUCGAUAGAUUGAAUUAAAUCAUUAAACACAGCACAAAUCGGUGAUUUUUUAA